AUGCUGCUGCUGCUGCUGUUGCUGCAGCCGACAUCAGCAUCAAAGGUGCCGCCCGGUAAAUUGCAGUCGACGUUUCUGCAGUCUGAGGGCGUCACGCGCGCGCGCACCGUGCACGACGCAUUUGUUUCCGCCGCUCACAGCGGCGGCGGCGCCGCCGCCACUGCGAUCAUGUGCGUGCGGACACUCGUUCGCGCUCGAACGAGUUCGCCUACGCGUACUUUGACUUGACGCAUCCGCACACACGCGCGGCAUUUGGGAGACUCGAUAAGCAGGUAGAGGGACGCGGGAGAGCGGGGGGGGGGAGAGGCCGGCCGAAGCAAUGGCCAGCACAUUUAUCUAGAACGGAUCAGAGAGGCCGCCGGUACUGGCCUCUUCUUCCGCUAGCUCCUCCUCCUCCUCGUCAUGGUCGGGCCGAGCCCUCAAAGAGGAAGAGGACCUGUGAGUGACGACUAAUCACGCAGGUCCAGUGACGUGCGUUCCUCGGCGGCGGCGGCGGCGGCCAUGCCAUGGCCUCGGCUGCGUGUUCGGUCCGUUAGGCCCUUCAACACACACACACGCAUGCGCGCUGCGAAACGACGCCGUGGCUUGCAAUAAAGGCCAAACGCCACAUUACUCUCCCUCUGUCGGGCUCCGCGUGCUCGACUUCGCUGUGAUUCGCUUUAAUACGCGCCGCAACCGGCUCCUUUGUCGAUCAUUUCCCUUCGUUAGGGGCUAAGGGAAAGUCCCCUCGGAGUCUGAUAUUUCCACAGUCCAGCAGCCUGCGGCCAUAAAACCCCCAUCUUCGCAGUGGAUCGACCUGACUGGAGAAACAGGAUGUCGAAGUCGAUCGCAGCGGUCAUUAGCCACACUUUAGAAGGAGGAAGAAGCAUGUGGAGGAAGUGUGGUUUCGAAUAGUUGGGUAUUGUCCUGAUCGACUUUCAUGAUUUUGCUGCCUUGACUGUUUGUCUUCCGACUAGCGCGAUAACAAAAGUGAUGAACGGCCUGCGCGUUUGAUACUCUCGCCAGAUGAGGAUCGUGCAGCCCAGGGGAUGGCCGUUUGACCCGACGGUCCGUUGACCACCUCGUCACGUGCAAGGUCACUUAGCUCUUCUCUGGCUGAUCUCAUGUCAUAAUCUUUGGUCAGAAACGCUAAUAGCCGUAUUGAGUCGUCUAACCCAAACCCUCUUCGUGGUUGUCUUACCUUAACCCCCAUAGCAGUGAUGGCGUAAGACCCGGAAAACGAGUGGGAGAUCGAUAGAUCGGUUGACUGAACCGGCCUUUAAGAAUUGCGUUCCGAAUGAAAGUCCUUAGGUCUUGAAGAUAUUUUGAUCUAAAAUAGUUUCGUCUUGGAAGUGCAUUGCGAACUGAGAUGUGUGCUUCAGUUUCCUCCUGAACAAGUCAAGAAGUCUGACUAAUCCCGAAAGCGGAUGGUGACGCGUGUUGUCUGGGAAUUCACAAGUUAGGAUUCUUGUAAUCACAUUCGAAAAUAGACAAGCAUUUUUAAAAUCUGACUGUAAAUUAACGAACUCGGCCCUCCCUGUGAUUUCGCCAGAGCUGCCGUAUAUCGUGCUGCAAGUCAAACUUUUGUGUUUGAACUUUCACUUACAAGACGCGAUCCCUGACAGUUUGUCCUGUAUAGCGAGUGAGCUGAGGCGUCGACUGGUAAGCCGCUGUGUUUGGUUAUAAUCGAGGAAACGUAAAGAUCUCGACUAAUAGUUCAGUACGCUUCCAGAUGAAGUGCAGAAAUUCUGCGAUGAAUAGUCACGUUUUUACCCUGGGGCACAAUGCGAGGAGUACGUUCCCUAGGACGUUCGGUGGACGCACUUUCGACAUAAGUUGAUAGCCCCGAUCGCCACAGACUGAGCAAGGGACCCAUGGCUUAGGAGCGGCGUGUUGAGCUUAAUAACGCUGAAUGAACAAAAGACGAGGGUUCAGAGCUCAGGUCCCGAAGAUUUAUGCUUCGAUAAGGUUGGCUGAUGACGGCUAAUAAGUGAGAAAUAACACCCUCAUCUCUCUCUCUUCCUCUUUGGAAAUAUAAUGAGAGAUUUAAGGUCCCCAAAUGACUGUAUACUGAGUAUACUGCCAAUUCGGUUGAUGGUUAACCUCUCAAAAAUCAGACUAAUAUCCGGUUUUCGAAGAAUGGCUUGGAUCACGGUACUGUAUAGUCGUUAGAAAGUGGUCUCCUACUUAACAGUCAGAAGGCAGUCCAGUGUGUGUUUUAACUGCGAUCCUCUUCCAUUUCUGAAUCUUUGAACAUUCUUUCCAGCGAGGGAUCCUCAUUCCGCUAUCUUGAUGUUACCUCGACCUCAAAUUUCUCAUUCUUCCUUUAUCUUGAAAUUCCUUUUCGUUAUAAUUCGUAAACUCAUUCGGUACAGUCAUCGUGCAAGUUCUUAGCACACACCUCAAUCAGGAGAUUUAAAGAUGCCCGCAUUCACCCUUUAAAUGCUUAUUGCUCUGAGGUUAUUUUCCUGUUCUACUUAAAAAAGAGAUGUUGAUCUUAAGACGAGUCUUUCGAAUGCUCUCUUAUGCUAAUAAUACGAUGUAGUUCAGAAACGAUCAAGCAGUUCGCUGAUCGGCUUCCGGAUGCUGUUAUCCUUCUCUUCACUCUGUUCUAAUUGAUGCGAGGUCCUCCCACCCAAUGCGGUGAGGCUUCCGACGGAUCUCUUGCCAUACGCCGGCGUAUCAGCACUCUGUAUGGCCAUUUCUGGCAGGAUACCUUAUGUGUAAAGAAAGCAAAAUGCGGAAACUGAGACUUGAACCAUCUUGUAAUAGACAUUCGGUCUUAUGCAAACUUAAUUACCCUCUCGUCAUUUGUAAAUUAAUAUCCUGUCCAAAAUGAAUGAAGCCAUUAUUGCUGAAAAUUUUGAAUAAUACUUUUAGGAUAAAGCGUAUUCCUCUCUAACCCCUGUCUAUUUUUCAAAAGCACUAAGGGAGUGGAGUCUGUGGGAAUCAGAAGUUUUUAUAAAAAUACACCAAAUAAGAUUGCCUGUCGUUUUCUUCCUUUAGAUUGGCCGUUCCAGCCCACCGGUAAAAACUCGACGUCGCAGUUAUUUGGUCUAUAUCUCGUUUCAUUGAACUACAAUCGACGGUUUCUCGGUCGGCAGCUCUUCACCUCUCAGCGAAUACCACUCGAAACCAAAAGUCUUAGGCAUUUGAGGAAGAUGUAAUUUACCACAGUAGUAUGUAACUCUACGGGGACAGUUGACUUGUCGCAACCCGAACGCAGUCAGAGUAGGCUGCAACCUCCGCAUUGGUAGGCCAGAUUUACAGCCUCUAAAGCCACGGCUAGGAGACCAGAAUUUGUGCUGAAAAAGGCAGACACACUGGAGUGCUAGCUUCUGGUCAGUGGGACCCCAUACCCAGGUCAUAGAACUUCAAGACGAGGUGGAAAUGUCCUUUCUGUCCUGCAGUCAGGUUAGGUGGGCGCAAGGUGUAUCCUGUUGUUAGAAAUUAUCGGUUUUUAAGAUGGGACUUGUGACGACAGAAGACGUUAUAAGUGGAUUAGUCUUUUAAAUAGGAAACUGAAAUCCGAUCCCAGAUUAUUUGGUCACCGGGCGUUUUCAAGUUCAGUGUUCUACCGUUGAGCCACGGGUUAGUUGUCCCGUCGGCUUUGAUUAGGACUAUUAACCGUCGUGGGAUGGGCGUUCGCCGAUCAGGUUACGGGACGUGUUCGUCCCAUUGAGUCGUCGGCACAGUCUGGAGUCCUCUCAGGCAGUCGAUAGUUCGAAUGUCGUUGCCGACGAUGCCCACCGCGUGCUUCACAACAAGGUGAUAGCAGGCACGGUGACUUGCGAUUGAUUCAAUUUAUAGUAAGCAUAGACUUGCGCAGCAUCUACCACACUCCUUCCUCUCCCCGUCCCCCAUCUGGACCCGAUGUCAAGACAUAGUCAAGAAGACCGGAGACAGGGAUGGCGCGGGUGGAUGGCACGGUCGAGCCUGCACCUUGGCGUUUCACUCCGCCAGAAAGGAAUACAGACAGAGGCACGGUCUUUGUCGACAAGGUAAUUCUGCCUAUGUUACUAGCUACUGUGUUGCUACUGGCGGAGUUCGAGAUUUAAUCACGCGACACAACGGGACGAGUUUGUCCCCUGGCUUGAUCGGUGAUCUCCUCCCUCUACCACUGUUAAUAUAGCCGAUCGCAAUUGACACGACAAGGAGCCCGUGGCUUAAUGGUGAGAGUCAUGGACUUCUGACCGACAGAUCGCAGGAUCAAGCCUCGGAGGUUGCAAUACUUGGGAUUGGGUAGGGCGGGCUAAUGAUUGUAAGUAAACCCCAAACGGCCGUCUCAGUUUCCCUAGUCCUCUCCGGCACUCCUUCUGGUGUUAUUAUCGCUGUCCAUGCGAUUCUCUGCGAGAAUACUGGAUUGAGCCCCAAGGCCCGAAGAGGCGAGCCCUUCUCCCUUAACCUGAUCGAAGAGCGUGUUUAUUUCUCAUGCUUCUUUGGUAGAAAAUCGCGUCCUCUCCAAAUGUUAUACUUAAUGGAAGGUUAUACUUAGGUUUAAGAAAAUGCCCAAUUCCCGAAUAAUUUUGAGGCCGGUCUGCCGUUUCACUUGCAUUUAGGGUUUUCAACCCAUCAGGUAUGUACCUUUCGUGUAAAGAUAAUCACGUAUUUGUCCAUGCUAUUAAGUUGAGACCAGAUGGAGCUCAUAAAAGUUUACGGCGGGGGUGGACUUUGUUGUGUACCUCAUCAGUAACCGAUAACGUUAGUAUUUGAAUGGACAUUGCACAGUCUCAAAAAAUCUCGUAAUUAGGAGCUUUUUACAAAGAAGACGUGAUCUUCUAACAAAUGAACCCAAAAUAUCUUUGUGGAUGUUUUCUACAAAAUGUAUUAGAAUUUAUGGGAGCAUCGAGGGUCAGCAGCAAAAAUGCAUACUAACCAAGUAGUCACUUUUUACUGAGUGCAGUUUGUUAGGCGGCCGAAAAGGAGUGCAUUCAAAAGUCAACAUCCUGUUGUGUCCGAAAGAUCAUAGGAUUGUGUCGUAAGACAGCCAAUCUUAUAACCCUUUUAAUUAAUCCUUCCUAACAGAAAGACGCACGUUAGAAUUUCGGCCAACAUUUUACGUGACCAGUUACCGUCGGUGUAAGUCCUUGUUAUUUCGACGCAGAUAACUGGAAAGAGGGUGAACGGAGCCUCGUAUGUUCAUCAGGAUGGCACUCUUUGGAAAUUUUUCCUUCUGGAAACAUCGCAGGAUUUCGGCAAGUGUUCCAGGAGGUUCGGUGCACACUGGAUCCCCGAUGAAACAGCACGCUUUCCCAGUCACUAGACGACUCAGAAGGUCGUUAAAGAGAACUCAGCAGGUUCUGAGAUUGUUUUCCACGCCCUGGAGAGACCAUUGUAUGAGAUAACAGCUACCACAUACUAUAGUCGUAUAAAGCAGUAUUUCCAGAUUGUUUGACAGUCUCUUUCCCGUUCACACUACCACGACGCGAAGGCUGAAGCCAGUUACUUCAGGAGAAACUCAGAAUCCUAGGACAGCCUCUCGGAUUGACAGCGCAAACGCACACGCUGAUAGCAGCCUUACUUCCUAGACGGAGUAUGUUUGCUCCGCUUACUCCAACCACUCAGAUUCGAAAGUUACAGGCGGUCACUUGGCUACAAGGGGGUGAAUAGCAGAUCACGUUCUAUCCAGCGUGAGGUAGAAUGGGCCAAGGUGAUGGGCCGAAUCUUAUUUUAUACCCGUACCUGCAGUAGACAAGCUCUAGCCCAACCCUAACCCCUAACAGGUACGGCUACCAAAUAAGAUCUUACCAAGUGAUGGAUCCCGUCAGCAACUGACUGGGCUGAGAGGUCUACGAGGGAAGACCCGCAAACUAUAAUGCCCGGUCUAAUAAAAUUGCUUUGUGAGGUAUUUCUGCGUGGGUGACAAUUUAAUGAGAAUUGCUCGUUUCUGUGGAUUUGUGCCUAUCUCGGUGGACCAGUCUACGGUCUCAGUUCGCCGACUGCGAUAUCUGCGAAGGUAUAACCGGCAGGGCCCAGGUAGAAAUCUUUUAUGUGUCCCCUUCUACAGGACAGGAACGCCUUUGUCCGUUAAUGCAGGUGGCCUUGACCCAAAUUCCAGGAAGGGCACCUAUUCCCACGCCUUUUCUGUCUUUUUAUGAGGGCCGAUCAUUCAGGGAGGUAGCGACGAACUGGACGUCGGGUACUUCAGUGGAGGGGCAGUAGGUCCCAUUCCGCGACUGCUUUGUUGUCGGCGCCUAACUGGUCUGUUGCAAAUGCGGUCUACCUUGCGCGCGAAUCAGAUUAUAAUGGGACAGACUUGCGACGCAUCUACCACACUCCCUCUUCUCCUUGUUCCGGGAGCAUAGCAAUGUCAAGAAAACCGGGGGUUGGCUCGGGAACAGCAGCUUUCACGGGAGUGAUUCAAGUUUCACAUGCUUGAGCGCGUCAUUAGGUCACAAUGAGAAGGUGUCAUUGCAACCUGACUCUCGGAACUGGGACCGACCGAGAUGCCUCGUCGGCCAGAUGUGGUUACGUAGCCCCACCUGAAGUAAAUAAACCCCAGCCACCUGUAAUACGGGACCGGUGGUAAUAGGGGUCUUUACGGGUGGGGCCGGGGAACACAGAGGCGACGAGGUCAAGUACUCGUACGCAAAAGAAGAGCUAUUGGGAAUGCGCGGUUGUACUUUGAGUGGUUGAGAAAUAGUCGUCUUAACUCUAACUCUAACCCCUAACCCCAACCCCAACCCACAACCCCCAAUCCUAACCCCUGUGUCCAUCAGGUUGACAUGCGCGCGAUUUAGGUUAUAGUGGUAGUAGACUUGCACAACGUCUACCGCACUCUUUUUCCCUCGCCCAUCUGGAUCCGGUGUCAGGACCAGGUCAAGAAGACCGGGGGAGGGAGAGGUCGGGAGGCGAAAACCCGCACCUGGUUGUAUCACCGCAUCCCCCCUGGUCCACAGCGUACACAGACUAGAAUUUUUCACAUCACGAAAAGUGUGGAGAUGACAGGGGUCUCAUCUGAUCCGGCGUUAGCCGACCAACGCGGCCCGAGUGUUGGCAUUUACUAAGGAUGUGCAUUCCCGAUACGGCCUGCCAGAAUCCGAUGCAGCCCACGUCUUGAUCCAGCACGUCUACCACGCGGUCAGUUAUAGGGGUAGUAUUAAAAAUCACGUCAUGAUAGAUACAAGCACAUCAGACAUAGUGGGGAAUGCGUUGGUGCGCUGUGAGGAUGGAUUCCUCAGUGACGGCUUCUCUCUCUCUCUCUCAUGUUCCAGUUAACUCUCCGAACCUAUCAACAAUCUAGUGAUGAAAUUGAGUACAGCGACCGACGCGUCGUUUAGGCCCCCGUCUAAGGCGCGUCGCUCGCCUGUACGUCAGUAUUGGUAUACGUGCGCGCACUCUGUCCCGCCAGGUAAAGGCGUGCCGCAAGUUAAUCUGACUCCUGGUUUGGUCGAGGGCAUCUGAAUAGUACUUCGUCAUAUGUGUCGUAUGCGCCCUGCACAAAGUCCCCUAUGGCUUAUUUGGGACGGCCGCUAAAGCCUGUCUUUAAAGCGUUGUUUUCCUAAUCCCUUAUUUUUACAUGUCCUGACGGCCUCUAACUUGGAUAUCUCGGUGCUUUGGGGGAAGGCUUCACGGCGGACCGUCUCACCAACCAGUGGGGUGACCAGGAUUUAUCCUGCAGGUUGUCAGUCCUGGUCAAGUCUUCCGUAGGCUUUUACCGAAAGCCCUGAUGCCCCACUGUUUCGCCAAUCAGUUGGCUACCGGGGCGAACAAGUCCGGUUGAAGUUUUGCCACGACUAACUCCCCUCCUACGCCUCAGACGGCGUGCGCCGAGUGUGCCAAAUUGACGCUAGGGGGUGCUGCCGGAUGUUUUGAACCAUUUCCGAACAUGAUUGCCGGGGACUGUGGGAACAGCUCAGUUUUCUACGCACAACUUCGACAUGAGAUAAUGCAAGGCUUGCGCUGCCCCUGUCGAUGCCUCCGCCUCGAACUGUACGUCCUCAGCCUCUGAUAAGCAGUUCACACAGGGGGUAAAGAGGAGUUCUGUUUACUAUUAGUAACAAUAACGAACACGGGAACUGACAUGAGAACGCGAAAAAUACAGGCGCUUGACUGUGUACAUGUGCAUAACUGUGGCUGGGGGUCCUCGAGCUCCGGGCUUUGUCCGAUUGACAUGUGAAUAAUCUGGGAGAGAAUGAUUGAGUGUGUGUAUGCGCGGGUGAACAAGGACAUAAGCAUUCAAGAGUGCAUAGGUACGCAUGGAUUGAAAUUACCAUUCGUCAACUAUUCGGAACGUAAACUUUGGAAGUUGUAUCGCUGAUGGAAGACACCCCUCUCCCGACCCCUCCCCCCUCUUUCCCUACCACCCCCAAAAGUUUUAUGGACGAUGUUUUGGUAGAAAAAACGCUAGAGGUAAAACCAUGAAGGGGAGGGGAUUGUACUGACGACUAGUCGACGCGGUGGAACACACGGGGAUUCGUUCGUAGAACACAAAGACGACAACGGCUACUCAGGGAAGGGAAGGGGAGAAGUGUUAGGUUGCGUACAAAUUACAUUGUUCUGGGGAUGACUUAAGUGGCAUCAACUUUAAGUGUUCUAACCAAUGGUGAGAGUAGGUCAGUGGGAGUGGAGGAGAGUUCGUGCAAAGUGGUUGGUCUGGAAUAAAGCCUCACCUGUGCGUGGACAACUUGGCUUGUUCUUCUUCAACAACUAAACCAGACUUCAAAUGACAUUUAAUAGGGGUGGAAGAAAAGGACCGGUUAGCCGAGUGUGAUUUCACCCGUAAGGCGAAACGGCCUCCUGGGGUUUAGCUGUUGCGCUCAAAAAAGCAUCAUGGACCCUGAAGUAAACAGUGGCCAUCAGGUGGGGUCAGAAUGAAAUGAACGAACUUCGAACCAGAAAAAGUACUCACAUUUCCAGGGCUACGCCCUUAGUUCACCACCACCACCACCACCACCAGCACCACCACCACCACCACCGCCACCACCACCGCCGCCGCCGCCACCACCACCACCACCGCCACCACCACCGCCGCCGCCGCCGCCACCACCACCACCACCACCACCAGCGACAGUUCGACCGUCGACUCCGGCGACGUCCACGUUGUGGUACACACCAAUUUGCAGCGGGCACGGCGACUUGCGCGUGAAUUAG
Molecule: messenger RNA, 9072 nt
Organism: Spirometra erinaceieuropaei
Lineage: Eukaryota; Metazoa; Platyhelminthes; Cestoda; Diphyllobothriidea; Diphyllobothriidae
Source: the annotation of a GenBank genome assembly